AUGAAGAAUUUAAUUCUCAUCUGCUUAAUAACUAUGGUCUUAACAUAACAAGUACAACAUAAAAAUCAGUGCAGUAAUUGUGGACAAUUAAAAUGACAGAAUGAUUGUGAAUAAGAAAUUACUGUUACAGGAGCUUGUGAAUUGGUAGCUGCAGCAGGAACAACAGCAGCAAAAUGUUAGAAAAAGACAAGAGUGGAUCCUGUAGCUUCAUUCAAACCUUAUUGUGAGCUUGUUGAUAAGCCAGAAAUAAAUUGUGCUAAGAUAUUAGGAAGUGCCUUUAUCGAUUCAAAAUGUACAUAAUUUGCAGGAUGUCCAGCAUAUGUUAAAACUACAACAACAGAUUGUUAGGCAAUGUCCUUCUUUUGGGUUAGCGAUGGAAAUGCAUGUAUUGAAGCAAAUGAAUGUAAAGAAUACAAUUAACAACAAUGCGAAUCAACUCCAAGUAUUUCAGGUAUUUUCAAAUGUAAUUGGGAUACAAACUCUGGAGCUUGUAGAGAUUACUCUUGUUCAGAAGAAGAUACUAGUUUAAAUACUGAUGAAAAAUGUUCAGUUUAGUUGGCUGGUCGUGUGACAAAAGGUUAAGGUUGUGUUAAUUCUCCAAGACCUGCUUGUGCUACUAAUACAGGAGAUGAUGCUGCUUGUUAAUCAUAUAUUGGAUCAGAUGGAAAUUGUGAAUUAGCAGCUUAUACCACAAAUUGUAUAGCUAAGGAAUGUGCAAAUGCUCUAUUAUCUUUAUCUACUGAUGAUGAUGGCAAAGCAUAUCAAAAGGGAUGUAUCACAACAGGAAAAGGUUGUGUUUUAGCAACAACAAAGCCUUUAUGUUCUACAUAUUCAGGAGAUAAAACUGAUUAGUUAUAACACAAAUUGCGUAAGAUAUUUUGGAGCAGAUGGUAUUUGUAAAGGAGAUGCUGGUGGUUCUAAGUAAUGGCAAAAUAAUAUGAAAUGGUACUUUCAAUACUGAUGAACUUUGCAAAUAAUACCAAGUUAGUUGUAGAACAAAUGGCAAGAAGAUUGUGUUUCAGAAUUAACAGCUUGUAACACAUAUAAAGGUACUGCCACAAUUUGUGCUGUAUAUAUUGGUACUAAUGGAUAUUGCAAAGGAACCAGUACAACAUCUGAAACUUUUUGCUUACCAAAAGUUUGUGAUGAAGCUCCAGAUACAACAACAACUGAUGAGGCUUGUAAUAAAUAUUAAGUUGGAUGUGUCACCACAAGAAAAGGUUGUGUUACAAAAACUAAUUUGAAAUCUUGUACUAUUUAUGAUGGUGAUGCUACUACUCGUUAAUCAAGAGUUGGAUUUGAAGGAAAAUGUAUGUGGAAGAGUGGAACCAAAUGUGUAGCUAGAGAUUGCACAAGUGCAGCAACUAAUUUAAAUACUAAUCCUCUAUGUGCUAAUUAUUUCACUGAUUUUGUUACUACUGGAUCAAGAUGUGUUUCAUAAACUAAUUGUGAUUUGACAGUUAAAUCAUAAAGUUUUGAAGGUACAACCAAUUGUUCAUGUUAACCAAUAUGUACAAGUAAUGCUUAAUGCAGUGAAUUUAAGAAAGAAUCAAUUUUUUUAGCCAAUUCUGCUAGAGUCAGAACUUUUGAUAAAAAUGAUGAUAAUGGAAAUCCAUUAUCCAUAUAUGUAACAAAAAAGUGUGGUUGGUUGAAUAAUGCUUGUAAGGAACUGGCUUGCUUAGAUUUAACAGGUGCUUAUUAAAAUACAGAUGCUAAUUGUGCAGCAGAAUUAUUAACAUGA
Messenger RNA from Paramecium pentaurelia, 1741 nucleotides. The record is from the annotation of a GenBank genome assembly. Lineage: Eukaryota; Ciliophora; Oligohymenophorea; Peniculida; Parameciidae.